Molecule: messenger RNA, 4611 nt
Organism: Lachancea fermentati
Lineage: Eukaryota; Fungi; Ascomycota; Saccharomycetes; Saccharomycetales; Saccharomycetaceae
Source: the annotation of a GenBank genome assembly
AUGACUUCACUGAGUGGAUCCCCAAUGAGAUCUAAAAAUUCAUUUAUAAAUAGAUACAUGGCAAACUUGGAAAAUUCGGAUACAAAACUCCAGCCCACAUCACCUUCGAGAAUUAACUCAGUAAAUAAUUCCCCAAUUACCAAGCUUAACAUACAAAUUUCAGAUUUAUCUGAUGACAAGGAGAACAUAUCAUACAUGACGCCAAAAAGAACAAAAACAGAAGGUCCUGUAUUAGGACAGAACUUGCAAAGAACUUCGUCUUUGUCACCAUCCAAGACUUUAUGCUCUUCAUCUAGCUUAAUGAACCUCCCGAAAAAUUCAUCACCAUCGCAAUUAUUUGACGUUUCCACUUUGUCAAGGAAAGAUGCUAAAUAUUACGAAUUCCUCUGUAGAAUAACCGAAGCUAAGAAUUGGAUGGAAGAAAUAAUCGGGGAGCAAUUGCCAUCUGAAAUUGACCUGGUAGCUGGAAAUGCUAUGAGGGAUGGUGUUAUUUUGGCAAAAUUAACGCAGAAAAUGAAUCCGGGGUUAGUCAAAAAAAUUGUACCUCCUGGAAAUUCUUUACAAUAUACGCAUACCCAGAACAUCAACUCCUUCUUUGCGUUGGUGGAAAAUGUUGGAGUUCCCGAUAAUUUUAGAUUUGAAUUAACAGAUCUUUACGACAAAAAGGACAUAGCCAAAGUGUUUGAAACCAUUCAUGCGCUAGCUAACAUAAUAAAUAAAAAGUGGCCCGGACGAAUCUCGGAAAUUCAAAAUCUGUCAGGCUUGAUCUCACCAUCGCCAGAAAAUAUCAAAAUUUGUCAAAGAAAGCUACCUGCAAUACAUGAUUUCAGAUCUUUUAAAAGCGAGUAUUCUCCUAGUGCGUCCCCCUCAAAACCCAGCUCACAGGGACUGAUUGAUGACUUCACUUCAGAGACUGUUAUCCUUGAUAAACAAGCUACUACUAUUGAAAAAAAUGAAAAGGUUGGCCCUAAUCUCGUUAGCCCACCAGAAAUUCCACAAACUCCUACUAAAGAAGAUGUUCCGAACUUAUCUUUUCCACAUGUCCUCAACACAUCUCUCAUAGAUAUUCGGCGUCUUCCAGACCGAUCAAGUCCAUCAAGAACGCCCAUUGACUUGUCCUUGACACAAAUUCCUCAGUUGGAUUUCAAUCACAUAUACAGUCCAUCCAAGUCGUUCUCAUAUUACUCCCCAACCAUUUCACGGCAUUUAUCAUAUAAGACUGACGAGUUCAACUUUUAUUCCAGACGGAGGUUUGAACAAGACGAUGAUAGUGAUCACUAUGAUACUUUCAGAUACACAAAAAUUUCUUAUUCUCCAAUGCGGAAGAGGCGUAUGGCAGAGGUUGAUUUUCUUGAUGCCGUAACGGAAAUCCAAGCAAUUUGCAGAGGUGUGAACUGCAGAUUUGAUCUCCUACUGAAAGAAAGGAAAUUAGCACUCAUAGUUAAUUUACUUCCCCUAUUCCAAGCUAGGCUACGAGGAAAUUUGAUGAAAAAAUCGAUAAGUGCAAAGUUAAAGUCUCUAGAAUCCGAGGCUCUAUAUCCGCAAAUCUCCAAAUUUCAAUCUCUGGUAAAGGGGGUUCGUGUACGUCGGAGGUUAUUCAAUAUCAAGAUUGGUUUACUAAAGGUUGAGUUGUCGUUAUUCAACGUACAGAAUUUAUGUCGUGGGAUUGCCACAAAUAGAAAGUACAAGCAGGUCUUAACAAACUAUAAUAUCACUAAUCCACUAUUCCAGACUUUACAAGCAUAUGCUAAGGGUAAACUACUCAGAAUGAUUAUCAAUAGUAAGUGCAACACGAUAGCAUCGUACUCACAGGAAAUCAUAAUGAUUCAAGCCUUCGCUCGCGGAUUCAUCCUUAGGAAAAAUCGGCAAUCGAAACUUAAUUUGAUAAAUAAAGAAGGCGCUAGUCUUGUGAACUUACAAAGUGUAUUGAGGGCCAAAAUAUUUAGAAAGAAAAAGGCAGAGCUCGAUUUAGAGCUAGAACAUUUUGAACCUAACAGAAGAGCUUUUUUGGCGAUUUUGAGGGGAACAUAUGGGCGUUUAGGAAUAAAUUCUUUAGUAACGGCCGUUCGGGACAGCAAAGAUCCAGUAGUAUCUUUUCAGGCAUUAACAAAAGGUGUCCUAACGAGAUAUUCUCUAGAAUUAAUAGCAGAUUAUGUUGAGUCCAGCGAGAUUGCUGAAUUUCAGUGCCUAUGUAAGGGUUUUCUGCAAAGACGAAAUCUCGAGGUGAUGCAGGCUUACUAUGAGAGAAAUGCUUCAGAUGUUAUCAAAAUUCAAAGUCAUUUCCGCAGCGCACAAAUGAGAUGGGCAUAUCUGGAGUUUAUGUCAUCGGGGAACCCUAGUUUAUGGUCAGUGAGGAGGUUUGUACAUUUGGUAAAUGAACUCCACGUCUCUCACGAAUCAGAAAGUAAAUUGGAGGACCUGAAAUCACUCAUUGACCAAUCGAAUAAAGAUUUUGACAAAAAACAAUCCAAAGUCGAUCUUUUCAAAUCCAAGAUAAAUCUACUUCGAGAAAAUCAUUUUCAAAUCUCACUGAAUUUGAGUGAUGCAGAUGACACAUUGGCAUUGGAGAGUGAUGCUACAGGAACGUUAUCUGUUUUUGAAAAGUUGUUCUAUUUACUGCAAACUGAUACGUUCUAUUGGAAAGCCUUAUUUCGCGUAGAGCCGAGCUUCUCGUUGAAAUAUGUCACAAAAUCCUUUUUGUCAACGAACGGUAUGAUGGGUCGGAGAGAAAAUGUCUUUUUCAUCAAACUUAUUUCAGAUCUCAUAGCAGCCGAUAUCGAAGAAAGGCAUGAUAUUAAAAGCUUCUUAGUUAAUGAUCAGGUAUGUGUGUGGUCAGAAUUGGUGCACUACUAUCUGCUCCAUCAGAUACCCGAACUGAUGGUUGAGCUAUUCCAACCUGUUUUAGAUUACAUUACUAGGCCUGACAUCGAUUUCGAAGCAGUUCCGUCCAAUAUCUACCGAAACUUACAUCCUGAGAGGCCCGAAGUGACUUCCAGCGAAGCAAUUGAAGAUAUGGAAACAAAGUCAAAGUUCAUCAAUAAUUUGACCUGCAUGUGGGGUGCUGUGGAACUAGUCAGUGAAGCACUUUCUAGAAACUAUUCGCGAAUUCCAGAGGAUAUCAAAUAUCUGUGUACAAAGGCAUACAAAGCCGUCGCCGAUCGCAGUUCCGAGGAAAGUGAUGCCUUGCUUGCUAUCUCUAGAAUCCUGAUUGAGGAGUUUGUAUGUUACUUCUUCGAAAACCCAACAAAAUUUGGUGUGCAAAAACUGGGCCUUGCUUCCGCGGGUAAAGUGUCAAUAUUCAUCGAAUCAUUGAUUACCGUAUUCUCGUUUGAUGAUUUCCAGGGCUACAUGACUCCUCUCAAUCAAUAUGUGGAUCAAAUAAGAGGUGAUAUCGCAAUUUCUCUGAAAAGCAUGUUAACGUCCCCUGAAUUCGAAAAUCAUUGUGACAAAUUAAUUUACUUUGAUAUGAGUCAAGGAAUAAGGCCUCUACUAAAUAUCCCAAAACAGUAUCUAUUGGAUAUUGUUAACAAGCUGCAGUGUUGUAGUGAGAGCUUUCCGCACGAUGACGAAAUACACGUACUCUUCAAACUUCUAAAGAAAGGCGAUUGUCAAUCAAAAAUAAUGAAGGAUAAAAGGAAUAUUAUAAUAUUGAAGUUAAAUCCAAGUGCAUACAAGCUGUCCUCUAGUGAUGAUAGAGUCUCAUCGAUUUAUAACGAAGUUAAGAGGGGUUUAAGUUACAUGAUGCAGAUCGAAGAUAUUGAAACAAACCUCUACGACCUUCUCACGAGCUCUGUAAUACCAAGUGAUGAGCCAGUUUUCCAGAAUUUUUUGAAGAGCUCUGCGGCUAUUAGAAGUGAUCCUCUAUUCAAGGGCUUAAAAUCUUUAACUUAUUUCGAUCUGAAGGAACAUGUCCUGGAAAGAUCAUAUGAACUUAAACAAAUGGGUGCGUUAAACAUUGACGAUCACUGUCAGGGCCUAUUGAAUGACAUUGCCAAUACUAUAAAAUCUCGAAAAUUUGUGGUGAAAUCGAUAACAAAUGAGGUUGACGUUGCAGAGGCAACACUUAAAAAACUUGAUGCAAAAAACAGAUCCCUGCAAAAUCAAUUGCAGCUGUUGGAAAAAUCUGUUAUGCAAUCGGUAAAGACUGUUCAACGAUCGAACAAUUAUCUUCCAAUGAAGAAGAACGGAUUUGGAACCAAGUUGAAAGAUGCUUAUAGAAAAGUGCAUAACAAGUCAAGUGGUAGUUCAAACUGUUUGAGUUUGGAUUGGAGCGCAAGGAGACUUUAUGAGCUUGAAGUGCUGGUAGAUAUCACGGGCGAAAAUUUGGGCAAAGUGGCAGUGAAGUUUUUUGGAUCAAGUGGUCCUAAAUUUCCUGAAGUUUACUUUAAAAUCUCUACUUCAGAUGGUGAAAUGUUUGGUGUAGAGAUGAUUGAUGAAAGGAAAAAUGACAAAAAAUUCAAGGGAAACAACAUUGAUAGCUUCACCUUUAGGAAAUUGCUUGAAAUCUUGGCGCACAACCAACAUGCUCAGCUAACCUUCUUCUCUGCGCAAGCAAAAUUCAACGCUUAUCACUUAUUUCAAUUGAUUAUUGGAAUGUUCUACAAGCGUUAG